UGGGGCCCAGCAAUCUGCUUUCACAAGCUUUCUGGGUGAUUUUGAAGGCAAUUCAAGCUGCUGGAACAAGACCGAGAUAUAAAGGAGCCAGUGCAAUAUUUCAACAGCGUGGAGGAGGUGGCUAAGGCAUUUCCUGAGCGUGUGUACGUCAUGGAGGAAAUAACAUUCAACGUGAAGGUUGCUUCAGGUGAAUGCAAUGAAGACACUGAAGUUUACAACAUCACCCUGUGUACUGGGGAUGAACUCACUCUGAUGGGGCAAGCAGAAAUCCUUUAUGCAAAGACUUUCAAGGAAAAGUCCCGACUCAACACAAUCUUCAAAAAGAUCGGGAAGCUCAACUCCAUCAGCAAACUGGGAAAAGGCAAGAUGCCAUGCCUCAUUUGCAUGAACCACCGGACCAAUGAAAGCAUCAGCCUCCCAUUCCAGUGCAAGGGCAGGUUCAGCACCCGGAGUCCCCUGGAGCUUCAGAUGCAAGAGGGUGAGCACACCAUCCGCAACAUCGUGGAGAAAACCAGGCUUCCUGUGAACGUGACCGUGCCAAGCCCUCCGCCGAGAAACCCCUAUGACCUCCACUUCAUCCGCGAGGGGCACCGCUACAAGUUUGUGAACAUCCAGACCAAGACCGUGGUGGUUUGCUGUGUGCUGCGGAACAACAAGAUCCUCCCCAUGCACUUUCCUUUGCACUUGACUGUCCCCAAGUUCAGCCUCCCAGAACACCUGGUAAAAGGGGAGGGAUGGCCGGAGACCCUGGUCCAUCACUGGCUGGGUAUCUGCCAGGAACAGUUCGACAUCGAUGAGUACUCACGGGCUGUCCGUGACGUGAAGACCGACUGGAACGAGGACUGCAAGAGCCCCAAGAAGGGCCGGUGCUCUGGCCACAACCACGUGCCCAACUCCCUCAGCUAUGCCCGCGACGAGCUCACCCAGUCCUUCCACCGGCUCUCCGUCUGUGUGUAUGGCAACAAUCUCCAUGGCAACAGCGAGGUGAACCUCCACGGCUGCAGGGACCUGGGGGGAGAGUGGGCCCCCUUUCCUCAUGACAUCCUGCCCUAUCAGGACUCUGGCGACAGUGGGAGCGACUACCUUUUCCCGGAAGCCAGUGAAGAAUCAGCAGGCGUCCCGGGGAAGUCAGAACUUCCUUACGAAGAGUUGUGGCUGGAGGAAGGCAGGCCCAGCCAUCAGCCUCUCACUCGCUCCCUGAGUGAGAAGAGCAGGUGCGAGCAGUUUAGAGGUUCUGUCCGGUCCAAGUGUGCGACUUCUCCUCUUCCUGUCCCUGGGACUCUGGGAGCAGCAGUGAAGUCUCCAGAUACUGCCCUACCUCCACCUCCAGUGCCUCCCAAAUCUGAAGCCGUCAGGGAAGAAUGCCGGCUCCUGAACGCCCCACCUGUUCCGCCCCGGAGCGCAAAGCCUCUGUCUACCAGCCCCUCCAUCCCUCCUCGCACAGCCAAGCCAGCGCGGCAGCAGACUCGCUCUCCCAGCCCCACCUUGUCCUACUAUUCUUCAGGGCUGCACAACAUCAGCGUUACUAAAAGUGACACAAGUCCUUCUGAAAAUGCUCCUGUUUCCUGCUAUCCGUGUAACCGAGUGGAAACUGAUUCCGUGGACCUGAAAUCCCCCUUCGGAAGUCCUUCUGCGGAAGCUCUGUCCUCUCGGCUCUCAUGGCCCAACCAUUAUUCAGGAGCAUCAGAGAGCCAGACCAGGAACGACUUCCUGCUGGAUCCAAGCAGGAGCUACAGUUACCCUAGACAAAAGACGCCAGGCACACCAAAGAGAAACUGCCCAGCCCCUUUUGAUUUCGAUGGCUGCGAGCUCUUGGCCGGUCCCCCCAGCUCUGUCACUGUAGAAUUCAGCAACAGCGUCUCCGGCUGUCCCAAGUCAGCCAGCUACUCUCUGGAAAACACGAACAUGAAAACUCUUGCAAGCGGCACGACAAAGCAGAGUCUGUCUUGCCCUGCCUUGCCCCCCAGGGCCCCAAAACUAGUGGAAGAGAAAGCUGCCUCCGAAACCUCUCCUUUGCCUCUGAAAAUCGAUGGUGCUGAGGAGGACCCCAAGCCUGGGUCACCAGAUCUCUCUGAGGACCAGUAUUUUGUUAAAAAGGGCAUGCAGGACAUCUUCUCCGUCUCCUACCCUUUCUCCUCUCCGCUGCACCUCCAGCUGGCCCCCCGAUCCUGUGGCGAUGGGUCCCCGUGGCAGCCACCCUCUGACCUGUCAGGACUGUCGAUAGAGGAAGUGUCCAAGUCCCUUCGGUUCAUCGGUCUGGCUGAAGACGUCAUAUCGUUCUUUGUUACCGAAAAGAUUGAUGGGAAUCUGCUUGUUCAACUCACGGAAGAAAUCCUCUCAGAGGAUUUCAAAUUAAGCAAGCUACAAGUGAAGAAAAUAAUGCAAUUCAUCAACGGCUGGAGGCCCAAAAUAUAGCCAAAUAAGCCCAGCCGGCAUGGAACCAAACCAGUCAGAGCGGGUGCUGGAAGGGGUGGGCUGGGACAGUGUCAUGUUUUUGCACUAAAAACCUUCUCUGUAAAUGGGGAUAAGAGAAACUCUUACUAUGCAGGUUACGUUUCUGAAUGACGAACAGGCUAUUUUGUACAUCAAUAAAAAUGCUGUCCAGAACACUCGAAGGUGUGCCUUGUACGUCACUCAACACUCAGCAGCUGUGAAAAGAACAAAAGGCAUGUGCAGAGAGGCCACUCUUACCCGAGUAGGUUUAUGCGAGAAGGUGUGAUAUUUAUUACAAAAUAGCCAAAGCUGAAAGACACAAGAAUCUU
Molecule: messenger RNA, 2762 nt
Organism: Carlito syrichta (Philippine tarsier)
Lineage: Eukaryota; Metazoa; Chordata; Mammalia; Primates; Tarsiidae
Gene: GAREM1
Product: GRB2 associated regulator of MAPK1 subtype 1
Exons: 5
Coding region: 151-2415 (754 amino acids)
Biological process (GO): epidermal growth factor receptor signaling pathway; cellular response to epidermal growth factor stimulus
Molecular function (GO): proline-rich region binding
Source: RefSeq, a predicted model, not a curated record